Stereum hirsutum FP-91666 SS1 is the source of this 1158-nucleotide messenger RNA. Its product is annotated as TAP42-like protein. The transcript is spliced from 6 exons. The record is from RefSeq and is a predicted model, not a curated record. Gene Ontology annotation, molecular function: protein phosphatase 2A binding. Bases 1 to 1158 code for a protein of 385 amino acids. NCBI's taxonomy places the organism in Eukaryota, Fungi, Basidiomycota, Agaricomycetes, Russulales, Stereaceae. Gene Ontology annotation, cellular component: cytosol. Gene Ontology annotation, biological process: regulation of signal transduction; regulation of dephosphorylation.
AUGGCCACUCUCUCCUCUCUCUUUCACCGCGCACUGUUGGCUGCGUCCAAAGCUACAGACUUACCAACGAUUGAGGAUGCAACACAAGAACUUGUUGACUCUGCUCUGAAAGACUUGAAGGAUGUGCGCACACGGGUUGCAGAACUUGCUCUUUUCAGCGCGAACGAAACACUAGAAGACAUAUCGACUCGAAAUCUUGUGUAUCUCCUGGUUCCGUUUACUGUCGCAGAAUUAGAAGGGCGCUCGAGGGCCUCUGAACGAGAUGUUCGGUUCAAGAAACUACUUGAUGCUGAGCGUGACUAUAGGCUCUUCUUGUCUGAUCUCGAGCUUUACGAGGUAAUACCAGAGGACGAACGUGAAUUGUACGCGAGACGGCCGUCCUCUGUAGCGGACGCAGCGAAACGGAGAGAGACCAAGAUCAAGCAGUACAAGCAGGAAAAGGAAAUACGGGCCAAAAUUGAGGCAAUUCGCAAACGCCGGAAUCUCCUACCCCCCUCCGACUCCUCGCCGACAGACUUUGACCUGAUCGCAUCCCUUCUUCCUUCGCCUUUGACGCCCGAUACAGACGAGGAUGACAAAGAUACAGACACCGACGAUAUUCUUCGUGAAGCAACGCUGCUCCUCCUGAGGCUCACCUAUGCACAAGCUCACUCCCAGCUCGAGAGUAUAAGCCUCGAGCUCGAGCUUCUACGGAAUGCCCCGCCUGAAUCUCCCCAAGAACCAGACGAUCAGAAAUCCAAGCCGGAGAAUGAGGUGGACUGGAAGCUCGACAGGCCCAGCGGACGUUUAGGUGCUGCAGGUGGCCCGAUCUUGGAUCCUCAGGGCAAGCCUCUUCGGCCGUUCACAAUUCUUCCCGCGGGAGCAGCCGACCGAGCUCGUCUGCAAAGCCAAGUCUUCCAGGCGGAUCAUCGAUUGCCUACCAUGACUAUCGACGAUUACCUCGAGGAGGAGCAACGGAGAGGCAAUAUUAUCACCGGUGGUGGCGCUGCAUCUGCAGCAAAGCCCACGACAUCGGAACAGCUGGCGCUUGACUCUGAACAGGAUGGGACUGCGUUUGGUCGAGACAAGGAAGAGGAGCAAAGGCAAAAGGAUGAGAACUGGGCGAGGUACACGGAUGAAAACCCUCGGGGUGCAGGAAAUACUAUGAACCGUGGAUAG